Daphnia magna is the source of this 1412-nucleotide messenger RNA. RefSeq lists its product as uncharacterized. The coding region runs from base 257 to 958 and encodes 233 amino acids. The transcript is spliced from 4 exons. NCBI's taxonomy places the organism in Eukaryota, Metazoa, Arthropoda, Branchiopoda, Diplostraca, Daphniidae. The record is from RefSeq and is a predicted model, not a curated record.
UUUAGUUCUUCUGAGUUCUUUAUGCCUCAAUGUCUUUCAGGGAACUCAUCGUACGAACACAUGUAACGAAGGUCAUAUUCUUUAUUCAUCCCCUCCUCUUUUCUCCUUUCUCUAUCUUUAGUAAGUUUCUCGCCUCCCCGGAAUUAGAUUUACGUUUUGUUGAUUAACGACUGUGCGAAUAACUAUACUGUCAAAAAUAACGAAAGCUCUAGAUUGCUGAGUAUCAUUACUUUGAAAGUAUCUAGAAACAGUAAGAAUGAGAGAACUUCUUGGGGUUUUCCCCAGAAACAAAGGAGAAAACUGGAUAAGGCAUCACAACCAACAGACACAAAAUGUGGACAAAUCCGUGGAUGAAACUAUUGAAAGCAUAGUGGCAAAUGCCACGCACGUCAGAAAACUCCAGGAGCUAAACAAGAAAAAGGAACAAAAAAAGGCAAAGGUUGAAUUCAAUCACCACGCUACAUUCCCUUAUUCUAACUGUACCAAGACCAAACAGCAGGAUGCAAAGAAAUCCUUUCAGCUGCAAAACUUCAACCUAGCCCCAUCCUUCGUUAUUAGGAAACGGAAGCUCGAUGAUGGCGUUGGUCGUAUUAUUCCUGAUGUGCUUUUGCCUGGUAUGGAACGAUGUGGGCAAGACUCUUGGAAACAUUUGAAUCCUAUUGACAAAGCGUCAAACAUGUUUCCUCCUAAAAAAUGCGCCAAAAACAUUACCUCGAAGGUAAGCCCAAUUCCUGACUUCAUCGCCAAGGAUUUUCCACUGAAUUUUGCCGAUGAACUAACUCCCCUGAUGGUCGUCAAACCGAAAACAAUUGGAUCAGAACCAGUCAGCAUUGCAAAAACGUUCCAUUACCAGACCAAACCCAAUGACUGCGAGGCGUUCUUGCUGGAUGCCGACGUCGAAGAACCGGUAAAAAACUCUGUGUUUUGGCUCUAUCGUAGCUUCCCACACAUUUCGUAAACUGCUUACUAUGUCUCGCUUGACAUUUGAAAAGCAAAAUUUGCGUAUACAUCCAUUUUUCAUUCUAAUAAUUUCAGUUUCAUUUUGCCACGUAAUACAAAGUUGGGAAAAAAAGGUUUUGUUUGGACAUUUUGACAAAAAACUUCCUCUGCCUUCCCGUUUUCGUUUACAAGCCAAAGUCAACAAGAUAUCGAGAGUUCAAUGCUCUCAGAAGGUAUGCACAACGAUCCCAGACUCGACGCGUUCGUAAUAUCGUCCAGAAAUAUAACUUUCAAGUGAAUAGUAACAUACACAUACAACAACAACACAAAUAAUAAUUAAUCCAGUGAACACAUUUGUGUUUGAUUUCAGUAUGCCAAAUUUCAAUUUAAAACAUAAUGUUUUUCCUGUUUUUGUUUAUCAGCGUGAAAAAGCUUGCAGAAUUUCGUUUCAUUAUUAUUGAUUACAUCAACAU